AUGGAGAAGAAUCAAGAACUUGAAUGGGUUGAAGCACAGAAGAUUGGCAUAAGCCAAGACCUUGUGGCUGCAGCCAAGCAGCAGCUAAAAUUUCUAGCAGCUGUCGAUAAGAAUCGCCACCUCUAUGAUGGCCCUGCCUUAGAGAGAGCCAUAUAUAGGUACAAAUAUUGUUGGCUUCCUUUACUAGCCAAACAUGCCGAGUCCCAGUUUCCAGAGUUCCCUUUGGUAGUGCCUCUUGAUUGUGAAUGGAUCUGGCAUUGUCACAGGCUCAAUCCGGUACGGUACAUGGUCGAUUGCAAGGAGCUGUUUGGGAGGAUCCUUGAUAAUCAAAAUGUUGUGUCCUCAGUGCAGGGCAUUUCCAAACAACAAAGUGAAGAAAUCUGGAAGAUGAUGUAUCCAAACGAGUCGUAUGAGCUGAAUUGGACUGUCCACUUACAAAAUGCUGCUGAAAAUAUGUUGCCAGCAUCAGGAAGCACCAAUUAUGAUCUCGUUUCAGCUGUUAAAAGGCAAAGUCCUUUCUACUUUCAGGUAUCUACACCGAGUAUGAAUGAUGAUCUCUUCCUUGAAGGGGCUGUUGAAAGAUACAAGGGGUUCCUGUAUCUGAUCAAGAAAAAUACAGAGAGAAAUAUGAAGCGCUUCUGUGUUCCAACUUAUGACAUUGACCUUAUCUGGCACUCUCACCAAUUGCAUCCGAUAUCUUAUUGCAAGGAUCUGAUGGCAAUACUAGGCAAGGUACUAGAGCACGAUGACACAGAUUCUGAUAGAACUGAAGGGAAUAAGCUGGAUGUUGGAUUUACUGCAACCACAAAGCAGUGGGAAGAUACAUUUGGUUUGAGGUAUUGGAAGGCUGGGACAAUGUUUAGAGGCAGUGGCCCAUCUCCUCUCCUGAGCAAUAAAAGCCCUUUUAAGACUGUGACCAAGGAAAUAGUUCCCUCAAUUGAGUAUGACAAAAUAAUUUAUCUGCCAGGAAAAUGCUCGUGGAGCCGUCCAUCAAAGUUGUUCAGUCUGUGUACAUUGGAGAUUUUUGCUUUAUUGUUUCCAAUUCCUGUUCAGGUUUUCCUGGAGAUUGUGGGGGUAAGGAACUUACCAGCUGGUCAUACAGGCAGUCUCUUUGUCUAUUUCAGUAAGAAACAGCCAGAUGUGCUCUUCAACACCAAAAGAAGAUUAAGCAUUAUGUCUGAGCUAGGGAAGAAGCAAGUUGCAGCUCUCCGUUGUGAACCUACUGGAGAGCUGCUUUUUGAACUCAUGUCAUACUUGCCUUCUAGCUUGCACACUGAAAAUUCACUCAAAAUUUUGGGAACUACUUCAAUCGCGCUACAGGAGCUGCUGAACUCCAUUUCCAAACUCUCAGUUGAUAAAUGGUUUGACUUGGUAUCCAGUUCUGAAGUUGUAGGCUCCCAGCCAAUUAGUCUGCGGGUUGCUGUCUCUGUCACUCCUCCAGUUCAAGCACCAUAUCUGGUGCACAUGGUUCGAGGGCACCCAUUAUCAAGCACUUCUUCCUUUCCACUUCCUGAAAGGUUUCAACAGGCCAAGAGUUGGACAUGUAUUGUAGAUGAGGCUGGCAACGAGGUCAUCAGUGUCCGAAUGAGUGGGGAUCCAAAGAAAUCAGAGGGGAAGAGCAGUUGUACUUCUAGAAAAGAAGUAAUUGGCGUAACAAGAUCUGGUAAAACAUGUCUUCUUGCGGAGUUGCUUGGAGAAGGAUGGUCUUUGAUGGGUUCCCAAUGGUCCUUUCAGCUUCAGAAGAAUGCUAGUGAAGAUGACAUUGCAUUUGAGCUUAUGGGCAGCAGAAAGAUAACGAUUUUUCAUGGAAGAAAACUAGCAUACGAAAUAGAGGAUUGCAAGAGGAAGGAAGAUGAAAGGGAUUUCAUGACAGUAGUAGAAUUCUCUGAUGAAGAUCCUUACGGAAAAGCAAUAGCUUUGCUUAACUUGAAAUCGGGUUUUCUCCGGGUAGAUACCAUUGUUUCUUCAUUUGCUUAUUUCAUUAACUCAAAUUUGAAGCUCCUCAGUAAAAUUGAAAUGCUUGAAUUUGUGUAUGAGAUGGAACAGGUUGAGGAACAAGGGUUUGUAUUGCCUGGAAUCACCCUGGCCUUCAUACUUUCCGACAUUUUACUGAAAGAAGGCUACGGUUCUUCAAAUUUGAAAAGAGAGAAAAUUAGAGAGGCUCAUGAAGCAAUGCCAGAAAAGGAUUGCCCAUGCAGUGGAGAAUGCAGCAAGAGAAAUGGAACUGUCCAAAAAGGCCUUUUGAGCAUAGAAUAUGGUGGCUGUGUCCAUGCAAGUACAAUGAAGAGCCACUGUUUUAGUGGGUUGACUGGAGCUAGUGCUUGCGGCGGGUCUGGUGGCUGUGGUGGCGGAUGUGGUGGCAGCUGUGGUGGUGUAACUUGUAAUGGCGGAGGUUGUGAAGGAGAAUGUUGA
Messenger RNA from Ilex paraguariensis (yerba mate), 2412 nucleotides. Lineage: Eukaryota; Viridiplantae; Streptophyta; Magnoliopsida; Aquifoliales; Aquifoliaceae. The record is from the annotation of a GenBank genome assembly.